GCGGAGCGAGGGCGGCGGGCUCGCAGUCGGAGGUAGGCGGGAGCCGCGGCGGAGACUGUGCUGGCCCGUCGGGCUGCUGGAGGCGCGUGAGGGAACCGCGCGAGGGAACCGCGCGAGGGAACCGCGAGCGGUGACUCCCGGCGCUCCCGGCAGGACGGAGAUGCCUACAUAGAAGAGUGACAGCAACUGGCUGUGUCUCAGUGCUGAACUAGUUCCUCAGGUACCCUGGCUCUGGAAAUUGCUAUGGGAGAUUGGAUGACUGUUACAGAACCAGGUCUGUGUGCAGGUAACUGAGUCCAAAAUAACUGGAAACCACAGGAGUAAUUGUAAAGAAAGCAACAAUAUCUCUCAAUAUACCUCAGAAACAAAGAUGUCUCCAUCAAGUUUAUACUUACAGCAAGUGCUAUGUUCUUCAAUACCUUUAUCAAAAAAUGUACACAGUUUUUUCAGUGCCUUCUGCACAGAAGAGAAUAUUGAACAAAGUAUUUCAUAUCUUGAUCAGGAAUUGACUACUUUUGGGUUUCCUUCAUUGUAUGAAGAACCCAAAAGUAAAGAAGCAAAGAGAGAAUUGAAUAUAGUUGCUGUUUUAAAUUGUAUGAAUGAGCUACUUGUACUUCAGCGGAAGAACCUUCUAGCUCAGGAAAAUGUGGAAACACAGAAUCUGAAACUGGGAAGUGAUAUGGACCAUCUUCAGAGCUGCUAUGCAAAACUUAAGGAACAACUGGAAACUUCCAGGAGGGAAAUUAUUGGGCUUCAGGAGAGAGACAGACAGUUACAGUGCAAGAACAGGAAUUUGCAUCAGCUACUGAAAAAUGAGAAGGAUGAGGUACAAAAAUUACAAAAUAUCAUUGCAAGUCGAGCUACUCAGUAUAAUCAUGAUAUGAAAAGAAAAGAGCGUGAAUAUAAUAAAUUAAAAGAACGUCUACAUCAACUUGUUAUGAACAAAAAGGAUAAAAAAAUAGCCAUGGAUGUUUUAAACUACGUGGGCAGAGCAGAUGGAAAACGGGGCUCCUGGAGGACUGGUAAAACAGAAGCCAGUUUCUUUCUCAGGAACGAGGAUGAAAUGUAUAAAAUUCUCUUAAAUGAUUAUGAAUACCGUCAGAAACAAAUCCUAAUGGAAAAUGCUGAACUUAAGAAGGUUCUUCAGCAAAUGAAAAAGGAAAUGAUUUCUCUUCUUUCUCCCCAAAAGAAGAAACCUAGAGAAAGAGAAGAUGAAAGUACAGGAACUGUUAUCUCUGAUGUUGAAGAAGAUGCCGGGGAACUGAGUAGAGAGAGCAUGUGGGACCUCUCCUGUGAAACUGUGAGAGAGCAACUUACAAACAGCAUCAGAAAACAGUGGAGAAUUUUGAAAAGUCAUGUAGAAAAACUUGACAACCAAGUUUCAAAGGUACACUUGGAAGGUUUUAACGAUGAAGAUGUAAUAUCACGACAAGAUCAUGAACAAGAAACUGAGAAACUGGAGUUAGAAAUUCAACAAUGUAAAGAAAUGAUUAAAACGCAGCAGCAACUUUUACAGCAGCAGUUCGCUACUGCAUGUGAUGAUGAUACCACUUCACUAUUACGAGACUGCUAUUUGUUGGAAGAAAAGGAACGCCUUAAAGAAGAAUGGUCCCUUUUUAAAGAGCAAAAAAAGAAUUUUGAGAGAGAAAGACGAAGCUUUACAGAAGCGGCUAUUCGCCUAGGAUUGGAGAGAAAGGCAUUUGAAGAAGAACGAGCCAGUUGGUUAAAGCAACAGUUUUUAAAUAUGACUACCUUUGACCACCAGAACUCAGAAAAUGUGAAACUUUUCAGUGCCUUCCCAGGAAGUUCUGAUCAGGACAAUCUUACAGUGCACUCAAGGCCACGGCAAAAGAAGCUUCACAGUGUGUCUCAUGGGUCUGCAAUUUGCACAUCUAAAAUGACUAAGUCUCUGCCUGCUUCUCCUACUUCAGACUUUUGCCAGACACGUUCCUAUGUAUCUGAACAUAGUUCAGUCAAUGUGCUGAAUAUAACUCCUGAAGAGAUGAAACCAAAUCAGGUCGGAAGAGAAUGUAGCAAUCAGACGUGGAGCGUGGCAUCCAGGCCUAGAUCACAGGAAGGUUGCUACAGCGGAUGCUCUUUGACCUACACAAAUUCUCAUGUAGAAAAAGAUGACUUACCUUAGAUGUGUGGAUGGGAACUUUGUUUCACUAACAUAUUCAUCGAAUUUGUCUCAUCGAAGUUGAAACAGGGUGUGUCAUAAAGUGAGUCAUCUCUGAUAAUUAAGAAUGGUCCGAGUUGUUUGUUUGGACUUCCCUGUCUUCCCCCAAACAGUUGAAUUGCUAAAUCUGUGUAAGAGGAUAGAAAAGCUUUGGAUAUGUAUUUUUAGUAACAGAAGCAUCUGGCUCUGUGAAAAAAGGAAUGUAUAGAGGUUUGGAUGGAAACAAAGGCACUAGAAUGAGUUUCCUCUUUAUAGGCAUUAAAAAUAGCACUUUUAGGAAACUGAUUAUUGUAAAUGUUUAAUUUUUGUCCCAAAUAUAGUUGGCAUUGGAAGUUUAGCCUUUACUUGAAUGUAUACUGUAGAUUUUUAACAAAGCAAGUUCUAUAUUUAUUAUGUUUAGUGUGAUUUUGGAAUUACCUCUUUCAUAUGUUUUAAAUAAAGUAAAAUUUAUGUGUUUUGUACAUAAAUAUACAUGAUUAUGUUAAGAGGCUUUAAGACUUAAAAAUUUUGCACAACCAUAAAUACAGCAUUUAAUGCCAAUAAAAAGUUUUUAGUGCUAUUCUGUUUAUACAUAUAUUAGGUAGUACCACAUUACAUUUAAAUUUUUUUAAAUUCAUCUGGGCAAUAAAUAUUCAAAGUUAUUCCAUGAAGCCAAGUUAUUUAGAAAAUCAGCAUACUAACAUUACAUUUUUGAGACUUUCUACAGCAUUAGAUUUUAAUUUUAUAUAUGUAGGAUAUUAUAAUUUGUAAAAGGACUGUUGAUAUAGAGUAAUAGGGACAAGACAACUAAAGUACCUUUGAAUAGCAAUGUAAGAAUAUUGAUUUAAGAUAUUUGGAAAUAAAAAAUAUAGAAGAUGUCUGGAUGAUGAUAUUUUCCUUAUCAGAUGGGUACCAGUACAGUAAUGUCUGUACCAGCUAGGGCUUUAUAUCAUUGCCAAUAAUUUUUAAAUAUUUUUUCAAUGAAAUACCAUUAAUGUUAAAGAAGUAUGACAAUGUAAAAACAUCAGAUUUUAUAAUCCAGAUAUACUCUGGACAAUCUUGUAUCAUUUCACUUUCAGAACAGUCUUAGGCUCUUUGCCUCUGUAAUGUUUCUGACUGCAUGUUUCCUCAUGAAAAGUAUGUUAUUAUUGAUAGUAGUAAUGCUAAAAAAUAUAGGUCAGGCUCUUCCCCUAGAUUUUCAUCAAAAAGCUUUUUAAGUGCCUCAUCCUGCUUGUCUCUGUAUAUAGAAACCCACACAGGUCCAAUCCUUGUUAGAUGGAAUAGUUUGGUUCCAUCUGUCUUUUCCUUUUCCAUUAGUUCAGCCACUUAUAAGCACUCACCCUGAUGGUGGCUGGUCCAUUUAAAUCCCCCCACCCCCCCAAGCCUCUUUGUGUUAUCUACUCAGUGUAUAUGAUCCUUGGGAGUUGUGUAGCAGCAGCCAUUUUCCCAAGGCUGAUAGGUUGUCACUAGAGUAUUGUAGGAGACAUGAGUAUGUGCCUAACAUAACCAUAUUUGUAGUCUCAAAGAGCUGGCUCUGGAAUGUUAGUCACUCUCUACCUUCAGCUUAAUGCAUGGUCACGUGUUUAAAAUAUUAAAAAUGUUAACUUUCAGAGUACCAUAUUCCAGAGGAAGAAACCCAGCUGGGACGUAAUUAUUCUUUUGUUAUUUAGCAAUAAUGUGGUUGAAGAAAGGCAAUCAGAAAUUUUAAAGAGAGUUACUGAUAGAUUUGUCAAGACUUUCUCCUAGGAGUUUACUUUAUCAGAAGCAAACAUGCUGAUUUUUAAUACACAUCUUUUACUUUAAAAUACUGUAUUCCAUGAGGAUAGAUUUCUAGAAAACAGUAUGUUUUUCAUUGUUUCCAUUAUAAAGUGGGUUAAUUUCUCAUAUUAAAAACACCCCUUGAGCCUUUAAAAUCUCAGAUGUGAAAGAAACAGUAAAAUGAAAACCCUAGAUUAAUUGUGCCUUUGAUAUUUGCAUAGAUCUGCUAGAAGUUCCAAUUUUACAGUGAUCCCUAAUCACCAAAACUUAACCAGAAUGUUGGAAUUUCCUUCUUGCAUAAUCCCUGAAUCUACACACUAAACUCCCAAGAUUAUCUCUUCUUUUUCCGAGGAUUUACUGUGUACUAAUAAUACAGCUGUGCUCCGGUCUUAAUAUUUAGCCAUGAUUAAAUGAUGUUACUAUCAGUUUGAAAGCCCUUCUGAUAAUCGUCAGUAUUUUCUUAUCAGUACGUAAAUCUGAAAUAUUUUGUCUUGUUUUACAUGACUAUUCAUUUUGAAUUUUCAAAGCAAAAGUCAAAAUUUUCGAUAAAAUUUUCCUAUUUUUAAAUGUUUGCAUCUGCAAUUUACAAUGAUGGGAACUUAAUAGAAGAAUCAGUGAUACCAGAAAAUUGUGACUAAAAUUCAAUAAGUAUUUUCUCCUAGAAGCAAUAUACUAAGUGAUUACAGUCGCAAGACUGUCCACAGCAAAUUGUUUGCUUCAUUAUAAUUGAAAUGUUGUUCGGAAAGUGUUGUCAGUACGCUUGUGAUAACAUGGUUUUUUAUGGGAAAACAUUCUGUGGUGCAUGAUGAGGAGGAAGAAGCCUGAAGUCCUGUGUUGACCUCCUCUGGCUGGGGGAGCAUUUGAAGGCCCUGGACCUCUGGAAAGGCUUAGUUUGUGCAGUGUGUAUGCCAGGAGUGCUGCGAGUUAACAAGACUCUGUGAUUGCCCUGUUGUAAAGAUCUUCAAAGUGUACUUCCUCAUGUAAACCAUGUUCUUAUUUCUAAAGUGGAUUUUAAAUAAGUUUGGAUCAUGGAAUUCUAGUAAAUGUGCUUUUCACUAUG
Molecule: messenger RNA, 4976 nt
Organism: Heterocephalus glaber (naked mole-rat)
Lineage: Eukaryota; Metazoa; Chordata; Mammalia; Rodentia; Bathyergidae
Source: RefSeq, a predicted model, not a curated record